AUGGCGCCGGAGAAGGGCAAGUUCCCGUCGGCGGCGGACCGCUACAAGAUCGUCAACGCCAUCGGCGCCGACGACCUGCGGAAGAAGGAGCUGCAGGAGCGGAAGGAGCGCGAGCGCGACGCGCUGCUCGAGCGGCUCCGCGAGGAGCGCGCGAACCCGACGCCCGUCGAGGAGGCGCCGGCGGAGCGGCCGAAGCAGGUCUACCUCGCCUACAAGCAGAACGGCGGCGACGCCGACGACGGCAGCCGGCUCACGAUCAAGCUCACGAUCCCGCCGGCGUGGCUCGACAAGCCCUGCGCCAAGCUCGCGCGCGUCAAGGCCUUCGCGAAGAGCUACAACGCGAACCCGAAGCGCGACGCCAUCGACCCCAUGGCCGCGCACCUCGCGGGCGCCGGCCGGCGCGGGAAACGAGCGCGACGCGCCGACGGCGUCCUCUUCGCGCCGCGGGAGCUGAUCCGGGACGUCGUCGGCGUCGACAUGGAGACGCUCUUCGUCGUCGACCCGACGAAGCUCGACUCGCGGUCGACGAUCAAGGCCGUGAGCCUGCACUACAAGGUCGAGAUCGAGCGCGGCCGCGGCGUCCUUUGUUUCCCCCCCCGAGGACCGUCCGGCGUCGUCGUCAAGUCGAGCCCCCUCGCGGCGAACCGCGACGGCUCCAAGCCCUUCACCUUCGGCGUCAAGGGCAAGUGGUGCUGCGUCGAGGUCGAGGUCGUCAAGGACAGGUGGCUGAAGCUGAGUCGGAACGAGGUGCUGAGCUACAAGGGCACGCACACGUACGAGGCCAUCGCCGAGGCGCGCGGCGGCGAGGAGUUCGUCGAGUGCUGGAUGCCCGCGGCGCACCUCAAGCCCGUCAUCGUGAACCCGCUCGUCGACGACAACGCGUCCCUCGUGCCCGUCGCGGAGGCGAGGGCUCGUAAAUCGCGGUCUGGACAGUGGUCUGGAGCUGGAUCCGGCCCAGCGCCCGCGGCCGCAGCAGUUGGAUCCGGCCCAGCGCCCGCGGCCGCACGUGGAUCCGGUCCAGCGCCGGCCGCCGCAGCGAUGAGCCGCAUCGGCGGCAAGUCGCCGGCGAGCCUGUCCGGCGCGCUGCGGCGGCAGCAGCCCGCGGCGCCGACCUGGUCGCCGGCGCGCCUCGCGUCCGUGCUGCAGCGCUGGCGGUCGCGCGACGGCGAGGCGAGCCCGCUGCUCCAGUCGCCGCGGUCCCGCGCGCGGUCCUUCGACGCCGUCGCGUCGCCGGACGCGCGCGCGUCGCCCGCGUCGCUGCGAAAACUCGUCGCGGCCGCAAAGCCCGGCGCGGGCGCCGCGGCGCGCGACGGCGCGCGCGCCGCGCGCGAGGGGCGCCUGCGCUUCGGCCUCUACGCGCAGUACUUCGCCGUGGGCGUCGUCUACGGCGGCCUGCCGUCGACGAUGUACGGCUUCUUCCUCGGCUACCUCAACGUCGAGGCCUACGUCUACGCGACGGCGUCGACGAUCGUCGCGCUGCCCUGGUCCUUCAAGUUUCUGUUCGGCGCCGUCAACGACUGCGUGCCCAUCGGCGGCGAGCGGCGGCGGCCCUACAUCGUCUUAGGCUGGGUCGUCUGCGCGCUGAGCCUCUGGGCGCUGGCCGCGACGCCGCUGCCCGAGCCCUACUGGUGCGUCGGCGACGGCGCCUACGUCACGGAAAUCGCGACGGCGCGGGGCGUCAAGGCCGCCGAGCCCUGCAACCCGGCGGCGGCGGUCGCGGGCGCGCCCUUCGCGUUCUGGAUGAUGGUCGCGAGCUUCGGCUACUGCGUCUCCGACGUCGCCGCGGACGGCCUCACGGUGACGCUCGCGCGGCGCGAGUCCCCGGAGCGCCGGGGCCACACGCAGACGUCGGUGUACCUCGUGCGGAGCGUGGGCAACAUCGCGGCCGUCGCCUUCGUCGGCCUGGCGAUGAACGGCUGGAUGUACAACGGGUCCUUCGACCGGGGGCUGUCGCUCAACGGCGUCGCCGCGGCGUUCGCGGCCGUCGCGACGGCGAUGGUGCCCGUGUCCUUUUGCUACGUCCGCGAGCCGCGGGCGGAGCCGCGCGCGCUGCCCGUGGAGGCGACGCCGAACCUGACGGCGCGCGUCAAGGCGACGGUGACCUUUUCGCAGUACCGCCGGUCCGUCUGGAGCCUGCUGCGGUCCAAGGCCAUGUUCUACUGCGUGCUCUACCAGUUCCUGACGCCGCUCGUCGGGUCCAUCUUCACGACGGCGGGGCCCGAGGUCAAGCAGGAGUGGGCGGGCGUCAAGGCGCUCCAGAACGCGACGUUCUCGCUCGUGGGGCUCGUGCUGUUCACGUUCGGCCUCCUGCUCGUGAAGCGGCGCCUGCUGCACAAGAGCUGGCGGUGCAUGGUGCUCGUGACGUCCGUGUUCCUGAACGUCGUCGACAUGCCGUUCUCCUUCUGCACGAUCUACGGCGUCGUGCGGAACCAGUACUUCUACCUCGGCGAGGCCGUGCUCACGGAGAUCCCCGCGGCAAUCAACUUCGUCGUGUCCACGUUCGUCAUCGUCGAGAUGGCCGACGGCGGCGACGAGGGCAUCGUCUACGGGCUCCUGACGACGACGUACAACAUCGGCACGCCCUUCGCGCAGGCCAUCUCGAACCAGCUCUUCGGCCUCUUCACGCCGUCGCUGUCGCUCCGGGACAACUACGUCGAGGACUCGGCCCGCUUCCGCGACGUCGUCGCGCUGUCGUUCGUCGUGAGCUACGGGUUCACGUUCCUCUCGUGCCUCACGCUGCCGCUGCUGCCGGACCAGAAGGCCGAGGCGCAGGAGCGCAAGGCGACCUGGGAGCGGCGGGACCGCUACGCCUGGUUCUCCGUCAUCCUCGUGGCCGUGGGCAUCGUCUACUCGCGCCUGCUGGGCCUCGCCGUCGCGCGGGUCGCGGCCGAGUGGUGCGGCGCGGGCGACCAGCUCGGCGACGGCUGGUGCGCGACGACGGACGCGGCGCUGCGCCGGCCCUUCGAGCGGCCCAUGCCCCGGGGCUCGCCCAACUGGACGGCGGCCGAGCGCGACGCCGUGCGCGCGUGGCUCGACGGCCCGGACGACCGCGUCGGCGACCUGGACCUGCCGCGCGUCUUCGUCUACCCGUUCCCGCCCGCGUUCGCGGACAUGCGCGCCGUGCUCUCGGCGGUCCCGGGCGUCAAGAAGCUGCCCCCGAACGCGUCCUACUUCGACUUCGCCGGCGGCCUCAUGGGCGAGAACCGCCGGAACGAGACGUGGUCCGCGCGCGAUAGCCACGGCUCCGCGCGCAAUAUCCACGGCUCCGAGUGGCGGCCGUCGGCCGCGGGCGUCGGCCGCUACAAGGCGGCGACGGCCGGCGCGCCCUGCGACGAAUCCAUCCCCGGGUCCUGCGUCCACGCGGGCUUCUCGCAGCACGCGCUGGGGUUGACGAUCCACCGGUCGCUCUUCGAAAACUAUCCAAACCGCGUCGACGACCCGAAGGAAGCGGACCUCUUCUUCAUCCCGGACCACUUCAUCGACACGACGCUCCAGCGCCAGAAGCUCACGCGGGAGCAGUGGUGCCGCGCCGUCGGCCCGAUCUGGCGCGACCACCUGCGGACGUUCCACGACGGCGCGACGUCGUACCUCCGGCGCAACGGGCGCCGCGACCACUUCUUCGUCGUGGGCCGCGCCUGGCACCUCGCCGGCGACCGCAAGAAGAAGGACCAGCUGCGCCAGCUCGAGCAGUACGGCGCGCUCGAGGACUGCGCCUACCGGUGGAGCGGGUUCCGCGGCGCGCAGCGCCUCGUGCUCGAGUCGCAGUACGACUUCAACCGCCUCUGCGCGAGCGUCCACCCGCUGCCCUACCAGAGCUUCCUCCCCUACGCCUCUUCGAAGACCUGGGGCGACGCCUGGUUCGGGGCCGGCGACCGGCGCUGGCUCGCGUCGGGCUUCUUCUCGGUCUGGGACAAGGACGCGCUCACGGACCCGUCGGGCGCGCGCGAGGCGUUCCACGACGCCUGCGACGCCUGGGACGCCUGCCGCCUGUCCCUGCCCGCGGCGGGCUACUACGAGGCGGCCUACCGCAACUCGACCUUCGCGCUCCAGCCCUGCGGCCACAGCGCGGUCCGCAAGGGCAUCGUCGACAGCCUCUUGGCCGGCGCGAUCCCCGUGCUGUCGUCGUCGGAGCCCCGGAGCCACAGCUACGUCAGCGCCAAGGACCAGCGCGACGUCUGGCCCUGGAACUGGCCUUCUCAGGGCGCGACGUCGAUCAUUUUGGACGUCCGGGAGCUGCCGCGCCUCGCGGAGAUUCUGUCGCGCGUCGACUCCGAGCAGGUCGCCCUCAUGCGGCGGGCCAUAUCGCGCGUCGCCGCGGGGCUCGCGUGGCCGCUCUUCCCCGACGCGGCCGUCGGCGACCCCGACCGGCGGCCGAACGCGCUCGACCUCGCCAUGCACCACCUCCACGUCGCCGUCCGCGCGUCGGCAACGGACGACGCGAAGGGCCGCUGCCGUGAGUACGCGGAGGCCGCGCUCGAGGGGGAGGGGGACGGCUUCGCGCUCUACGAGAAGCAGCAGGCCCUCGUCGACGCGUUCGCCGAGUCCCUCGCGGCGACGAAGAGCGCGGCCAUCAUGGCCACGAAGCCCUCGUCGCAGAGGUCGUGGGACGGCGGCUUCGGCGCGAAGAGCCGGUCCGCGUACGCGUCGUAUUUGUCGUCGUCGCCGAACAGGGCCUCGCGGAUGGGCGACGAGUCGCGCGCCCAGACGCCCGUGGGCGCGAAGCAGGCGAAGCCCCGGCCGAGCUGCGGGAGCACGUCGCCCAGGGGCGUGCCGCCGAAGGCGGGCAGGGGCAGCAACGGCACCAUGAGGAACCCGAGGAAGACCUGCAGGCCCGAGAUCACCGUCGCGCUCGGCAGGAUGCCCACCGUGAAGACGAGCGCGCCCGCCCACGUCGUCGACGCGUCGCCCUUGCCGCCCGCGGACGACACGGCCCAGCACGCGCCCGCGAGGAUGAUCGCCGCGCCGGAGAUCUGGCGCGGCGAGUUCUGGACGGCGCCGGCGGUGUUCGCGCCGCCGAUCGUCGAGCAGACGCUGGACACGCUGUCGAGCAUGGCCAUGAUGACGAUCUGGUGCCAGCCGAAGCAGGCGCGCUGCGUCUUGAGGAAGGUCGGCUCGCGGUAG
Aureococcus anophagefferens is the source of this 5121-nucleotide messenger RNA. RefSeq lists its product as hypothetical. The coding region runs from base 1 to 5121 and encodes 1706 amino acids. Lineage: Eukaryota; Pelagophyceae; Pelagomonadales; Pelagomonadaceae. The record is from RefSeq and is a predicted model, not a curated record. The transcript has 9 exons.